Molecule: messenger RNA, 4886 nt
Organism: Saccostrea cuccullata (small rock oyster)
Lineage: Eukaryota; Metazoa; Mollusca; Bivalvia; Ostreida; Ostreidae
Product: rho-associated protein kinase 2-like
Exons: 37
Coding region: 493-4635 (1380 amino acids)
Biological process (GO): Rho protein signal transduction; cortical actin cytoskeleton organization; actomyosin structure organization
Cellular component (GO): cytoplasm; cytoskeleton
Molecular function (GO): Rho-dependent protein serine/threonine kinase activity; small GTPase binding; ATP binding
Source: RefSeq, a predicted model, not a curated record
AAUAUUCCUAAAGUCCACCCCUGUCGUUCGCGCUCUUUUAUGCAAGUUCAUAUUUACAUACAGUGCUUUAAAUUUUUUAAAUGCGUUUUACAAAAAUUAAUUCAGUUAAAGGGGAACGUAGCGUUAGAACGAACGCAGUCGUCAGCAUCAUACAUUUAAAUAAACCGGAAAUAGUCGAAUCGGGAGGCCAUAUUGUUGCAAUUUUAAUGGCGGUUACACACUAAAACUAGUUUGACAGGUGUUUGUCGAAAGUAAAUUUAGCCGAAAGAGGGAACGUUUUGAUACCUACUUAUUUGUUAACUCUGUCAUUCAUGUUAAAGAAUAUUUUGCAAAUGAUUUAAUAUUUGUAAACACCAAGGAAUGCAUGCGGAAGUGUGUGGAUGGUGACCCUCCGGACCAGCAUGCUGAGUGGAGGAGGGGACAGGCCUAGGAACUUGUAUUUUUAUUAUGUAACUGUCUCAUCUGAGUUGUUAGUCUGAGACGGACGCUAAAAUGUCCAACUUUGACCCCGAGUACAGAAUUCGACUGGGGAAGAUAGAAGAGAGACUCAAGGACCCCAGCUCGGAUUUAAACAUCAACAGUCUCUUGGAUGGGUUGUCUGCCCUUGUCUGUGACUUAGAUCAUCCUGCCAUCCGAAGAAACAAAAGUGUCGACCAAUUCCUCGUAAAAUAUGGGAAACCCGUGGACUUUGUGAACAGUUGUCGUAUGAAACAUGCCGAUUUUGAAGUGGUCAAGGUUAUUGGGCGGGGAGCCUUUGGGGAAGUUCAGCUGGUUCGACACAAAUCAACUAGACGGGUGUAUGCAAUGAAACUCCUUAGUAAAACUGAAAUGAUUAAAAGAUCUGACUCAGCAUUUUACUGGGAAGAAAGAGAGAUAAUGGCUAAUGCUAAUAGCCAAUGGAUCGUACAGCUUCACUUUGCCUUUCAAGAUUCCAAAUACCUGUACAUGGUGAUGGACUAUAUGCCAGGUGGUGACCUCGUUAACCUAAUGAGUAAUUAUGAUGUGCCUGAGAAGUGGGCCAAGUUUUACUGUGCUGAAGUGGUCCUGGCUCUAGAUGCAAUUCACUCCAUGGGCUUUGUUCACAGGGACGUGAAGCCAGAUAAUAUGCUCCUGGACAGUGGGGGUCAUCUAAAGCUGGCAGAUUUUGGGACGUGUAUGAGGAUGGAUAAAAACAGUGGAAUGGUGAGGUCUGAUACAGCCGUUGGGACUCCUGACUACAUAUCCCCUGAGGUUCUUCAGUCCCAGGGUCGACCUAAUUUUUACGGGAGAGAGUGUGACUGGUGGUCUGUGGGGGUGUUCCUAUUUGAGAUGUUGGUGGGUGACACCCCAUUCUAUGCAGAUUCCCUGGUAGGAACAUAUGGAAAAAUCAUGGAUCACAAAAACUCCCUCAGUUUCCCCACAGACAUUGAGAUUUCAAAAGAAGCCAAAAGUCUGAUUUGUGCCUUUCUUACUGACAGAACCGAGAGAUUGGGAAGAAAUGGAAUAGAAGAAAUAAAGACACAUCAGUUCUUCAGAAAUACAGACUGGACAUGGGAUACAUUAAGACAAGCUGCACCCCCAGUUGUCCCUGAGCUCUCUAGUGAUGUAGAUACCAGUAACUUUGAAGACAUAGAAAAAGAUGACACCCCAGAUGAAUCCUUUGCUGUUCCUAAAGCUUUCGCUGGAAACCAUCUCCCAUUCAUUGGCUUCACCUACAACAAAGAAUACCAGCUUCUAUCUGAAUCUGGUCCAAGUAAUCACCAGACUAAACCAGUAAGUGAAUGCCUUGGAGGGGGAGAUGGAGACAAAAGGUUCAAACAAAUGGAGGAACAGAUCCGCUCACUGAAAGCAGCUAAAGAGGAAUUAGAGAAUAGAUACAGGAUGGCUCAGUCUGAUCUAGAGAGACUUAAUAUGGAGGAACCUCGCCUUAGGAAAGAUUGUCAAGAACUGGAGAAAAAUCUAGUCUUCCUUAAACGUGAUUUACAAGAGAACCAGAGAAAGUUAAACAUGGAGUUGGAACUGAAGAAGAACCUGCAGUCCAUGCUGAAAGACAAAGAAAAACAGUUGGAGGCUGAAAUAAAAUCUCGUAAGGAAGCUUCAAACAGCAGUCAGCAGGUCAACGAAAAAAUCUACAGUUUGGAGAAAGUGAUAUCAGAUUUAAAUGAGAAAAUAAAAACCGAGACUGAAAGUGCAAAUAAAUACAAGAAAUCGUGUUCAGAAUUACAGCAGAGGUACAAUAUAUCAGAACAGAGUUACACUGAGCUAAAUAUGAAGUACAAUGAAGUGCUAAGUGCUAAACAGUCCUUACAAAAAGAAGUGCUAGAAUUACAGUCGACAUUAGAACAUGAACGGAGCAGUAAUCGACAGGUGUCCUCACAAACGUCAGAAUUAUCAGAUCGAAUCUCAUCAUUAAUGUCAGAAAAGAGAAAAUCUGAGGAUCGGGAAAAGGAGUUGACCUUUGAACUUCAGAAGGUCAAGGACUCAGUGAUUCGAUUAGAAAAGAGUAAGAGCCACGUAGAACUGGAGUUGGAGACGUAUAAAAGGAAACUAGAGACAGAAAUCGGCAACCACCAGGAGACCAUUAAAAGGUUUAACGCCGAUAAAAAAGACAUCUUAUUGUCCAAGGAGGAGGCAAGGACCUCAGCCAUCAAUGACAUCCAAGUUAAGCUGGACCAGGAGAAAGCUGCUCGAAUUACCGUAGAGAACCAGUUACUUCAAGCCGAGAAGGAGAAAUCAGAACUGAAGGUGGAUCUGUUACAGAUGACGCAACAAGUGACAGCCGUGCAGGGCGAGCUGAAAAACGAAAAAGAAAAGUCCAAAAACUAUUCCCUACAAGUAGAGCAGGAAAUUCAGAGGAGAAAUCUGAUGCAGGGCGACUUUAAGAGCCAAACCCAUGACCUGACUCGCUACAAAACCAUGGAGAAGCAGCUUAACAAGGAAAUUGAUGACCUGAAAGAAGAAAAGAGAAAUCUAGAGGAGGAACUACGUAAAGUUAGAGAAGAUCUCUCAAUAAAUGACCUCCAGAUGAAGGAAUUACAAGACCAGCUGGAGGCAGAACAAUAUUUCUCUUCAUUGUACAGAACUCAAGUAAAAGAAUUAAAGGAAGAUGUAGAGGAUAAGGGAAAACAGUACCAGGAUGUCACCACAGACCUCGAGAGUGUCCAGCAUGAAAAGGAUUCUCUGGCUGCUCAGCUCCAGCUGUCCCUGGCUAAGGCUGAUUCCGAGGGCCUGGCCCGGUCUAUCGCAGAGGAACAGCUGUCAGACGUGGAGAAGGAGAAGACAUAUCUAGAACUGGAAAUCAAGGAGCUGAUGAAUCGCCAUAAAACAGACCUCAGCAAAAAGGAACACAUGAUUCUUGUGUUGGAGGAAUCCAAACGAGAAUUUACAAAAGAAAUCGAGGAGGUGCGGUCAGAGAAAGAGGACACAGAAAACAAGUUAAAGAAAAUCCAGGAAGAACUUCAGAAGGUUCAGUCACAGUCUGGUGGCUCAAAUACAGAAAUCGAGAAACUCAAGAAAAACUUGGAGGAAGAAAAACUCAAGAAAAUCCAGGCUGUCAAUAAGUUAGCAGAAAUAAUGAAUCGUAAAGGAUACCAGUCCAAAUCCUCGAAAAACAGCGCUGCAGAGCAGAAUAUAAAGAAAAAAGAGAAAGAGAUGAGAAAACUGCAGCAAGAUCUACAUAUGGAGAAAGAAAAGUAUAACAAGAUGGUGGAGAAAUAUUCGCGAGAUUUAUCGGAGACGCAGGCAGCACUGUUUGAGGAGGGGCAACAGAAGGGGAAGUUACAGAUGGAACUGGACGCUAAAGAAAGCGAGAUCGAGCAGCUCCGACAGAAACUCGCCGUCAUGGAUAACUUGUCUAUAAAUAGCUCUCAUAUUGAGGACGGAGAUCUUAGUAUGACCAGUACAUCCUCCAGUGAUACUUACAUGGAGGGGUGGUUAUCAGUGCCAAACAAACAAAACAUAAAGAAGUAUGGAUGGAAGAAGCAGUAUGUUGUUGUUAGCAGUAAAAAAGUGUUAUUCUACAACACAGAGGCAGAUCGACAAAAUGUCUCCGAUCCAGUUCUAGUGUUAGACAUUGAAUGUUUAUUCCACGUGAGGCCGGUCACACAAGGAGAUGUGUACAGAGCCGACUCUAAAGAUAUUCCAAGGAUAUUUCAGGUGCUAUAUGCUACAGAGGGGGAGAAUCGAAGACCAGAGGAAAUAGGUCAUGAUAAUCUCCCUCAGGACAAGUCAGCGGUGGAGAAACAUAAAGGCCACGAGUUUGUACCGAUUCAUUACCGUACUCCUACCACAUGUGAUUCCUGUAACAAGCCUGUGUGGCACAUGCUUCAUCCUCCACAAGCCCUGGAGUGUAGACGAUGCCAUACAAAGGUUCAUAAAGACCAUUUAGAUAAAAAUGAAGAAUUUGUAGGAUAUUGUAAAGUGAACUUUGAUCAGAAUAUUCAGGCCAAGGAGAUGCUGCUGUUAGCAGAAACCACUGAGAAACAGAAGAUGUGGAUUCAACACCUCAGUAAAAAGAUUAAAGGCAAAGGUUUCGCAGUCUCAGGAACAGGGGGGCCUACACGAGGCACGAGACAGUACGCUUCAUUCGGAAUUCAGGGCAGACAGCCUAAUGCCCGUUCCUCAUCAACUCUUCCAUCUAACAGUCGCCCAUCAUAGCAGCUCAACCCUUCCCAGGCUAGCUGACCUGACCCCAGGCCUGCCUAGCUCACCUGUACACUGAAAACAUUGAGUGACUGUGAUCAAAGUCACAUAACCAUUACAAAUAGUAGCUAUUAUUUAUUUAUAACAGUUAUUCUUAUACAUUCCUUGACACGUCUGUUCAUACAUUGUUCAAGGUUUCUAGCUGUCCGAAUCUGCUUAAAUGUACAUUUAUAUCAUUAUUAUGUAAAUAAAAAUGUCAAUUUUUA